AUGGGGCUCAUUGCGGACACGAAGCAGGCGAUUCGGGAUUCUCCCAAGGGGAUGUUCAAUUGGGUUUCGAUGAAGCUAACACUUACCCCUCGAAAUGGAAAAGGAAAUAUUGCCUCAAUCGUUGUGCAAAGCCACUUCAGGAAGGUUUUCGGGGUGGCCAAAGAGACCGAUGAGCAAUAUGCCAAUACAAAAGGUUGGCUGGUCUCUAUUGCCACUGCCGGUGCGGUCUUUGGAUGUUUAGGGUGUCUUCCCAUGACCGACAAGAUAGGACGUCGAUGGACGUUGCUUAUUGCAACUGUCAUCUACAUGGCCGGUGUUCUCGGACAGGGUCUCAAUGGUGGAAGCCUAUCUGGCAUGUACGCCUCCCGGUUCAUCGCAGGAAUUGGCAUUGGCGCCACAACUGUUAUUCCCCCGAUGUACAUCACUGAGAUCGCCCCUAAAGCCAUUCGAGGACUCCUUACUCUCCAAUAUGCCGCCUGUCAACAACUCGGCGUCGUCUUCGGCUUCUUCAUCAACUACGGAGUAACCAAAAGCUACGCCGGAACAAACACACAAUGGAUGCUUCCGACUCUACUGCAACUCAUCCCAGCCGCCAUCUGGGGUCUCGGCAUCUUCCUGUGCCCCGAGUCUCCACGCUGGCUUUUGUACAUCGGUCAACGGGAGAAAGCCAUGGCCAACAUGGCAAAACUGCGCCAUCUCCCCAUCGACCACUCAGUCCUCCUCGCUGAAAUCGCAGGCAUGGAUGCACGAAUUCUCCAUGAAACGGAGGCAGUGGGCAACUCGAGCUUAUUUGAUCUACUCAAAGAAACUCUUGUCCCUGUCAAAAACAGACGUCGUUUCUUCCUCAUCUUCAUGGCGACGCUCUUCUCGCAAUGGUGUGGUGCGAAUGCUAUCACCCAAUACUCGCCAACUAUCUUCGGGUACCUGGGUAUCUUAGGCGAUGAGUCCAAGUUCCUGGCAACUGGUAUCUACGCCAUCGUCAAGUUCGUGAGCACACUAGGUUUCGCGCUCUUCGUGGUCGAUUUCAUCGGUCGACGCCGGUCGCUUAUGACAGGCAUUUGUCUCCAGAUUGUAACUCUGGCCUACGUUGGUGGUUAUCUGGGUGGAACGAAGGACAUGACUGCAAGCCAAAUUGUCCACUCGUCAUCUGCUCCCCACGCAGCGACUGGUGCGAUAGUAGCAAUCUACUUCCACGCCGUAGCAUGGAGCAUCGGCUGGUUCAGCAUCCCCUACCUGAUUGGCUCUGAGAUUUUCCCGACAAAGAUCCGUUCAUUCAAUAUGUCUAUUGCCAUGAUGUUUCACUGGGCCUUCUACUUCGGUUGCUCGCGUGCCAUGCCUAGCCUACUCGCCGCGAGCCAAAAAUGGGGUGCUUUCGUCUUCUUCGGGAUCAUCUGCUUGAUAUCCUUGAUUUACGUUUACUUUGCUAUGCCGGAUACAACCGGACGCUCCCUCGAAGCUCUGGAUGAUCUCUUUCUGCGGCCUUGGUACACAGUCCGCCGUGUGGCUUAUCCUGAAAAGGACGAGAUCCAGAUUGAGCAGCUCGGUAAGCGGGAUCUGGCUCCUCGUGCGGAACAUUGCGAAGAGGCUUGA
Penicillium subrubescens is the source of this 1590-nucleotide messenger RNA. RefSeq lists its product as uncharacterized. The transcript is spliced from 6 exons. Bases 1 to 1590 code for a protein of 529 amino acids. Gene Ontology annotation, biological process: transmembrane transport; carbohydrate transport. Gene Ontology annotation, molecular function: carbohydrate:proton symporter activity. Gene Ontology annotation, cellular component: membrane. NCBI's taxonomy places the organism in Eukaryota, Fungi, Ascomycota, Eurotiomycetes, Eurotiales, Aspergillaceae. The record is from RefSeq and is a predicted model, not a curated record.